GACACACUAUUCGUCAUCUUAUUAAUUAUUGUGCAAAGCAAAUCCACUGUUUUACUGUUCUGUUAAUAACUAACACUUAAUAUAUAAGAUACAUAGUUAAAUAAAAGAUUAUAAAUUCUAUAUUUAAGUAACAAGUUGUAAGGCCAUUACAACGGUUGCAGGCAAGAGAACACACCUUAAAAAGUUUUGCACACACAGAAGAUAAAGCCGUAGCAGCCAGCAGAAGCAGAACAGCGAUUUAAAAAGUAGAAAUGGAUAGCAAAGGACGCAAUGUUAUAGUUUGCGACAAUGGAACCGGCUUUGUCAAAUGUGGCUAUGCCGGUAGCAAUUUUCCUGCUCAUAUUUUCCCCUCCAUGGUUGGCAGGCCAAUCAUACGUGCUGUUAACAAAAUUGGCGACAUUGAAGUUAAGGAUUUACACGUUGAUGAUUUAAUGGUAGGCGAUGAAGCGUCGCAGUUACGUUCAUUGUUGGAGGUCUCAUAUCCAAUGGAAAAUGGUGUAGUACGAAAUUGGGAGGAUAUGUGCCAUGUUUGGGACUAUACAUUUGGGCCCAAGAAGAUGAAUAUUGAUCCAACAAAUACGAAAAUCCUACUCACAGAGCCCCCCAUGAAUCCUCUGAAGAAUCGUGAGAAAAUGAUAGAGGUCAUGUUUGAGAAAUAUGGUUUUGAUUCCACUUACAUUGCCAUACAAGCAGUGUUGACGUUAUAUGCCCAAGGUUUAAUAUCUGGUGUAGUUAUAGAUUCCGGAGAUGGUGUUACCCAUAUAUGUCCAGUUUAUGAAGAAUUUGCUUUGCCACAUUUAACCAGACGUCUGGACAUUGCGGGGCGUGAUAUUACACGUUAUUUGAUAAAGUUACUUUUACUACGUGGCUAUGCUUUUAAUCAUUCCGCUGACUUUGAAACGGUGCGCAUGAUGAAGGAGAAACUCUGCUACAUUGGCUACAACAUUGAAAUGGAACAACGAUUGGCUUUGGAGACCACUGUGCUGGUAGAAUCCUAUACCCUGCCCGAUGGUCGUGUGAUAAAAGUUGGUGGUGAACGUUUUGAAGCGCCCGAAGCUUUAUUCCAGCCACAUUUAAUCAAUGUGGAAGGUCAGGGAAUUGCCGAGCUGGUAUUUAAUACCAUUCAAGCGGCCGAUAUUGAUAUGAGAUCUGAGCUAUAUAAACACAUUGUUUUGUCGGGUGGUUCUACCAUGUAUCCUGGCUUGCCUAGUCGUUUGGAGCGUGAAAUUAAGCAGUUAUAUUUAGAAAGAGUUUUGAAAAACGAUAUUGACAAAUUAGCGAAAUUCAAAAUUCGCAUUGAAGAUCCACCCCGAAGAAAAGACAUGGUUUUCAUUGGUGGCGCUGUAUUGGCCGAAGUAACCAAAGAUCGGGAUGCUUUCUGGAUGUCAAAGCAGGAGUACCAGGAACAAGGUCUAAAAGUGCUACAAAAACUGCAGAAAAUAACAGCCUGAAAACGAAAGUAAUUUCGUUGGACGAGCCCUUAAACUAAUCUUAAAAUUCCGUUAAGACUUGUGACAAUAGUCUAAAGGUAUCUCCACUGAGAAGCUCGGCAUUUCAAUAUACUACGAAGCAGUCAGUAGUCCUUGCAAACAUAUAAUGCUAAAAAUCUUUCCAAAUCUUCCAUAUGCAAAAAAAAAAACACACACACACAGAUUGUAAUUAAACUAAACUUGCUGUUUACACUUCUGCUCCUUCUGCUCCUCCUCGUUUAACUUAAGUCCUUGUUAUUUCCCCAAACCCAAAAAAACA
Molecule: messenger RNA, 1749 nt
Organism: Stomoxys calcitrans (stable fly)
Lineage: Eukaryota; Metazoa; Arthropoda; Insecta; Diptera; Muscidae
Gene: Arp2
Product: actin-related protein 2
Exons: 7
Coding region: 252-1451 (399 amino acids)
Biological process (GO): Arp2/3 complex-mediated actin nucleation
Cellular component (GO): actin cortical patch; Arp2/3 protein complex
Molecular function (GO): actin filament binding
Source: RefSeq, a predicted model, not a curated record